GCCGUGGCCGGGCGCGCGCGGGGCGGAUGGCGGGGCUGUUCGAAGAGCGGAGCGCGCUGGUGACCUGCGUCACCCCCUGGGGCUGCUGGUACCAGAGCCUGGAGGAGGUCUUCGUCGAGGUGAACGUGCCGGCGGGGACCCGCGCGCGGGAGGUCGAGUGCAGCAUGAAGAGCCGCCACUUGUCGCUGGCCGUGGCGGGGAAGAAGGUGCUCGAGGGCAAACUCUUUGAUUCUACAAUAGCUGAUGAAGCAACAUGGACACUAGAGGACCAGAAACUAAUACGAAUCGUCUUGACUAAAACCAAACGAGAUGCUAGAAACUGUUGGACUUCUCUGCUGGAGAAUGAGUAUGUUGCAGAUCUUUGGAUCCAGGACCAAAUGCAGAAGAAGCUUACAUUAGAAAGAUUCCACAAAGAGAAUCCUGGAUUUGACUUCACUGGAGCAGACAUUUCUGGGAACUACAGCAAAGGAGGGCCGGACUUUUCUAGCCUUGAAAGAUAGUUAUGUGGCAACUACAGUUUAGUUUCAUGAACUAAAAAAGAGAGAAAGAGAAGUUAUGAAGGAAUAUAGUGUGGCCAAAGAAUUCACCUGUGAGCCUGUCAUUCACAGAAUGACAUGCUGCUUGUUCUGGACAGUUUCAAACCAGAAAAUAAAGGCUGUUUUAUUUAACAUAGUAAUGAAACAAACACCUGGCUUACAGAUGCAAAUCAGUGCUAGUUAUAUCAUGGCACUCUGUCAAGACUUAGAACACAUUUCCAUCCAUAAAAGUGAAAUCAGCCAUAUAGUUGCUCUUUGAUGUACUGGUAUAUAGUUGCUCUUCGAUGUACCCAAAAUAAGUCAUUGUGUAAAACCACAAGUUGUGUAAUUCUUUGUGACAUGGAGGAUACUACUGCUUACAUAUUUCCAGCUUUUAACAGCAAACUGCUAGUGUUACAAGUUAAUAAAAUGAAUGUUGCAAUGACA
Molecule: messenger RNA, 962 nt
Organism: Varanus komodoensis (Komodo dragon)
Lineage: Eukaryota; Metazoa; Chordata; Lepidosauria; Squamata; Varanidae
Gene: NUDCD2
Product: NudC domain containing 2
Exons: 4
Coding region: 27-500 (157 amino acids)
Biological process (GO): protein folding
Cellular component (GO): cytoplasm
Source: RefSeq, a predicted model, not a curated record